GCCAUUUUGGAUACGCGAAAAGGAGAUCAACAAUUUCCUUCAAGUUAAAAAUCUGUCGCCAUCCGUCCUAGGAAGACGAUCUUUAAGGAAUUUAUUUGUUCCGAAGUUAUAUCCCACUCGAACGGACCGGUAUUAAACGGACCGUUCACAGGGUAGGAGGAGCAAAAAACCGUCAAUGACCUCUCCGGCACAAUGUCCGCACUCUCGGGGAUAGGCAGUAAGGGGGAGAAGCCUAAGAAUAAAUACCAGGCAUUCAACAUAAAUAACAUUUAUAAAGGGAAGACUGUCGAGACUCAGAAAAGUACAGUUGCUCGUCAACAUGGGUUACAAAGCUUGGGCAAAGUCUCCAGCACCCGGCGCAUGCCGCCUCCUGCUAAUUUACCAAGUUUGAAAAGUGAGAACCUUGGAAACGACCCGAACGUUAAUCUAGUACCGACCGGUGGAUCAGGAUGGGGCACACAAGGGAAGGAGAGGACACCGGAGACUGGAGGUCCUCCGCCGCCACAGUCGCAGCCCUCGCAGGCUACACCACAAUCACAGGGGCAAACAACACAAGUUACACAGAAACCACUAACAACAGCUGGGGGCAUUCAGAACAAUUCUACAGCAACCACGGCCGCCACGCCGACUUCGAACACUGCUGGGGCAAUAAGCAGUACCGGUGUCAGUGCGGGGGCAACCACUCCAAGCUCUGGGGCAAAAUCAUGGAGCAGCGUCACUAUGGGGGAACCGGCACAAACAAGCUUUGUGGGGCAUCAGUCGCCUUACUUUCACGAGGAAUUUCCCUCGCUAGCUUCUGGUGGUGGCGAAGAAAAGACCCAAACAGUCGUAAAGAAACCAGUAGUCGAGGAGAAGGAUUCACAAUAUGGCCCAGGACCAAGUUUAAGGCCACAAAAUGUUGCAAGCUGGAGAGAAGGUGGAGGAAGAGGUGCUAUGCUGCAGCAGCAACAGCAGCAAACGCAGCAGCAGCCAUCGACGGACGAGGCGGCACGCCAGACCAAUGGCACCCCGCCGUCCGGUGGGCCCGAACCAGCACAAUCUCUGCAGCAGCCACACCCACCUAGACCGGGACAAGGACCACCGCCACCCAUGGGGCCGAUGGGACCUAUCCCGCCACAGUUCAGGGGCAUGAUUCCUCCUCAUUAUAUGUAUCGUGGCUUUGCUCCACCUGGACCUGGUGGCUUCCCGCCAAACUAUCCCGGCAUGCCAAGACCACCAUUUCCAUACCCAGACGGCCGAUACCGAGGUCCACUGCCUCCGCAACAGCAACGACAACAACAGCAACAACUGGAGCCACGGGAAGGUGAUGAUGCGUUUAAACGGCCGGCAAUCGUUAAGGACCAAGAUCUGAAGGAGUUUGAUGACCUACAAAAGAAUGCAGAUGGAGGCUGGGCAGGUGUCCAGGGAGAAAUCGAUUAUAAUGAGAAGCUCGUGUUCAGUGAUGAUGAGGAUGGCGUGCCUGGCGAGAGACGAGAAAAGAGAGACAGAGGAGAUAGGGGAGAGAGAGAUAACCAUGAACGAACAAAACGUGACCGUGAUAGGGACAGAACUCGAGGAGACAGAGAUCUUGAACGGCAGCGCGGAGAGCGGGAUCACGGACGACCACGCAGUGACCGUGAUCGAGAUCAUGAGCGACUGCGUGGUGACCAAGAUCGAGACCGUGUCGAUCGUGAUAGGGAAAAGGACAGAGACCGGGACCAGGAGCGUGAUCGUGAUAUCAAGGAUGGGGAGAAAGACGGGAAGGACGAAGAUCGGGAUCAUGGUGAAGAGAGACGUCGUGAUUCAAGGUCUAGGUCUUCAGAAGAGCGACCACCAUUUGAUAGGCGGGAUGAUCACGGACCACCAAUGCCAAGAGAAGGCUGGCCGCAGGGUCAACCCCCACCACAUAUGUACAGAGGUCCGCCAAUGGGAAUGGACGGUCAGAGGCAAUGGCAGCCCCGUAUGCCAUUUGACCACAGAGGGCCUCCUCAGGGGCCAUAUCCCUACCCUCCACACAUGGGUCCACCUGGCCCACCAGGGACACACCCUCAACGACCUCCAGGACCACCUCCGCCACAGAUGCAACCAGCACCACCGGUUGGUGCACAUCCACAAGGCCCACCACCAGUGCAACGCAGUACUAGUGGGGAAGGUCGCAAAUCAGAGUCGGAUGAUGACGACAUGUGGCGUCACCGUCGUCGCAUGCAGUCUGAAGAGAUGAGUGCUGCCGUGGAGCGAGCACGACAGAGACGAGAAGAAGAGGAGAAAAGGAUGGAGCAAGAGAGACGAAAUGCAGCAAAUGAGAAGCUGAGGAAAUUGGAGGAGAAGUUGGGGAGUACGCCUCCCAAGAAGGAUGCGAGUGAGAAGGAAUCUGAUGAAGGCGAGAGAAGUCGCACUACGAGUGAGAGCAGUGUCGGUGAGAAAGCCUCACGUGAGAAGGAGUUCCGUGAGCGUGGUGGAGAUCGGGAAAGGGAGCGUGGAGGAAGUGAUAGGGAACGUGCUGGUAGUGACCGGGAACGUUCAGGCAGUGAUCGGGAACGUGGAGAGCGUGCUGAACGAGGUGACCGAGAACGGGGUGGCGAGCGCCCACCACAGGCAACGUUCUCGCGCCAGUUUGCCAAAAAUGUUCCACCAAGAUUCCAGAAGCAAGCACAGGAGCAGAUGAUGAGAGCAGCUGCACAGGCUCAGGCUGGACCACCUCAUUCACAGGGGCAGCCAACAUCCCCACAGCCACAGCCAGGGAUGAGGGCAGGACAACCACCACCAAUGUGGGGAUAUGAUCCCAGGACAUGGGCUGGUAUGGCACCCCAUCCUCACUUCAUGGGAAUGCCUGGUGGACCAGGUAGGCCACCCUUGGACAUGCAAGGCAUGCCAAUGCAUCCGCCACCGAUGAGACGGCCAAGAAAUGAUAGUCACAACUCUGAUCACGACGGAGAACGUCGCACGCCUGAAGUGAUGUACGAACGUGGCUUCUACCCAGCGCCACCCGGUCCAUAUGACGAGCAGAUGAGGCGAGGACCCCCACCACCUCACUACUUUGAUCAGAGGUACCCACAAGAGUUUGAACGAAGGGAGUUCAAUGACAGGGAUUAUGACCGCUAUGGCAACUAUCCUGGUUAUGGUGAACGAGAGCGGGGAGAUGGUGAUGAAACGGAGCGCCAGUCUCCAAGGGACGCUACCCGCCUUAAGGAUGACCGACCUCUGAGGGACAGUAGAUCUCCACGAGACCGCAGUGAUAGCGAGAGGAGUGUUGGAUCACCACGUGAUUCAGGUCGUCAUGAGAGUCGCUCGCCAAGAGAAAAGAGGGAUUAUGAACCCAAACGACCGCCGCCUGUCCAGAAAGAUCCAUUUGAUGACGCGCAGCAGGAUCGAGACAGAGGAGAGAAGGAUGUUCAUCGGGAGUUGCACUUUGAACGUGAACGAGAGGAGAAGUCCGCAGAGAAGGAAGUCAAGAAAGGAAGGGAUCAUUCCCCACCUCCACGACAAGAGAAAGACAAAGAUGAUCUGUUAGAUCACCAUGAUAAGAGUUUUGAUGAUGAUGUAUCUCCAUCGCUAGAGACCCAUUGGAGGCAGCCUGAUAUGCGUGGUCACAGAGAUCAUGGUCACGGCCGUGGAAAACGCCGAGGGGAAUGGCACAAUGCUCCACCCCCAAUUGCGCACCAACAGUCGCAGCAGAAUGUGCCAAACCGUUCAAACUAUACCUCGCUGAAAAGAAGUGCCUCAAACCUCUCAACAGGUUCAGGGUCAAAUGAUCGUAAAACUGACUCGCCAAAAGACAACGUACCUUCACCCACGAGUAGCGUGGAGAAAGGACCCUGGGGAAACCCACAUAAGCCCAGCGUACAGAAGGAAAGCAAGGAUUCGCUGAGGGAGGGCCGCAGUCGGGACAGCCCAAAGCCACAGUUGGUUGAAAAGAUUGGAAAAUCUUCUGAAAGCAAAGAGGAGGAUAAAGAAAACAAACCUGCUGUAAAGGAUGCUUGGAAAGACAUCAGGGACAGCCAAGAGAAGCCGGUCUCACUGGCCGAAAUUACUGCUGAGGAGCAAGAAGUUGAAAGAAGGAAGGCUGAAAAAAUGGAAGAGCGCCGCAAGGAGAAGGAAGAAAAGAAGGAAAGAAAGGAGGAGCGAUACCAUACUCGUGAUGAUCGUCCACCGCAGAAGCGUUUCCGUGAGGAUGAUAAACGUGGAAAGCGUGAGGACUACCAACGCAUACCACCUCGUAGGAGAGGUGAGCGGGGUGGUAGCACUGGGAAUAUGUACGAUAGGGAACGGUCACGAAGUGCAAGAGGUCGAGGCGGAAGAGAAUUUGUACGGGGAGGACCGUCGCGAGGUCGUCCUGGUUUUGAUAACUUUAGGGGACGGCCUGAUCGUGGUGGUCCAGGGGGACGAGGUCGUGUGUUCCAGCAAUCAUACGAACGUUCGCCAAGAUUCAAUCAUGAUAAGCGUGGCGACUCGAAGGAUGAUGAGGACCGGAAUGAUUUCAGUGAGCAACCACCACCACCACUGCCACCACCAAAACACGACGAUGAAGACUUCUCGACUGGGGACGAUGCGAGUGCAUCUGUUAGUGAGAGUUCAGGUGAAAGGACAUCAGAAGCCAGAGAACUGCCAAAAAAACCUAAUGCUUGGAAAGAAGAACCUAGGGAAAAACCACAGGAGAAACCCAGAGAUAAGGAUGGGAAUCACCAAGAAGACCGAGCACCGAUGAAACCUCAGGAAAAUCGUGAUCAUGAUCGUGAUAAUCGUGAUCAGCGCGGUGAGCGACGAGGCUCUUCAAGAGAUCAACGAGAUAAGCGAGAUUAUCGACGAGACCGAGAUGAUCGUAACAAAGACUUCAGGAUGAAUGACCGCGAUCGAGGUGGCUGGGAUCACCGUAAUAACGAUAUGAUGCCACCAAGAGGAGAUCCAUCUUUGAGAGGACGAGGUCGAGGUGGUAAUUCCUACUCCCGAGGUCGCGGUGGGCGCAACUUCUCUGCCCCACCCAGGCAACAGAUGAAUGACAGAGAUAGUGGUCGAGACAAAAGCAGAGGAUAUGAUCACAAAACAGAGGAAAACUUCCACAGAAACGAUUUCAAAGACGAAAACAAACAGUUUCAAAAAAACGAGUAUAAACGGCCAGAGCGUAAUCAACCACCUAGAUUCGCCCGUAGUGCCAGCAGUGGCUCUGGUCGUGGAGGUUUCAACGAGCGCGGGCGAUUUCAAGACCACCGUCGAGGUGGGCGCGGCCGAGGAAGAGGCGUGCCACCAGGUGGUCCAAUAGGGAACCGGGGAGGCCGUAAACCACAACUGACGAAACAGAAUUCGUCAGAUCAUGGAAAUGAGGAGUGGGAAACAGCGUCAGAAAGCAGUGAUGUCUUGGAGAAAAAGGACAAGGAAAAUGAUAAGAAGGACCAUGAUGACAAAAGAGAUGGUGGGGGGAGUAAAAAAGGUUUCUCAAACCAGCGUUCAUCCAGCGAUAAGCCGGGGUUUCGUGGCUCCCGCGACAGUAAGAGAUCAAGCAGUGAUAAACGAAGCAAGGAAAGAAGUCCCAAUACUAAUAAGAGCAAUGGCACUGGUGGUCUACGUCCUGGCGGUCCUGGUUCGAGAAGUAACCGAGCUGCUUCCAACUCGAGUAAAAAAGAGAAUGUGAAUACGGUGUACCGUGUCAACGAUUUUGUCCCAAAUGAUCCAGCUGCUAUUCAGAAUGCUGUGAAUAGUGUGGCUGCAAAAAACAAGGUGAAUACGAAGAAAAAUUCUGAGCUAUCCGAUGUGUCAAAACCAUUGAAGAAUGAAAAGGAGAAGAAGACAGAUGCCUUGGCUAACAUCGAUAUCAAUAAUAUUGCAAGUGUGGUUGUGAUUGACGAUCAGUUGGAGUGUUCCAUUGAUGACCCAGCGUUCCUGUAUGAGACGAAUGAAGGCUUUCAGGAGGUCGUAUCAAAGAAGGCCAUGAAGAGUAAACAGAAGGCUGCACAGGAGGCUGAGGUCAAGAAACAACUUGAGCAGAAGAAGAAGGAGAAGGAUGGGGUCAAGAAGACCAAGAGCAGUAAAUCGAAGGGUUCUGAGAAGUCUCGUUUGAGUAAUCUGCCACCACGUCUGGCCAAACAACGUGAGCAAGAGAAGAAAGAGCGGGAACAACAGAAAAUGAUGAUGCCCAAGAUUGAGUGCUGGGAUAAUGAGAUGGCUAAUAAUAUACCUCUCAUUCCUCCUUCAGAACAUAUCCAGCAGUUAGAAAACCUUGUCCAGUCUGGGAUCUCAUCAGCCGUACCUAUCCCAGCUCCCGUUCCUCAAGUUAAUGCGUGGGAGAAGCCUAUCACCUUCAAUAGUGGCAUGAACCCCAUGCAAGGAGAUGUCAAGUUUGACAAGGGAGACCAGCAUGAUAGUGGUAUUGAUGUGAGCGAGACACCAACAUCGCGCACGUCAUCAACUCGUAGCUCACCAAGUGAUGAACCAAAGAAGGAGGAGUCGUUGGCAAAGGUCAGUGAUCAAAUCCGCGAGGAAGAAGAAGAUGAAGUUGAAGACAUGGAAAAUACGGAACCAGAAGAUAAAUCUGAAGAGAUGACACAAACCAUGUUUGAGGCUCCUAAACCUCAGAGGCAGCCUAAGGUCCAGAGGCAAGACAAGGUGAUGAAGGAUACACCAGUUAUGAAGAAGAAACAUGAGAAGGUUGAACCUAUUCAGCUGCCGUUCAAGGAUUUUAUGUUGACCAAGGGUGAAGAUUCCUCUGAUAUCAAACUCGAUUUCACCUUCGAUGCUGAGCUGGCCAAACUGACUGAAGAGAAGAAUGAAGAAAAAUUGGGCAACAUCAAUGAAGACACCAAGAACAUGUCUAUGCAAGCAAACAGCAAUGAGGGCAUGAAUGGUAUCCAGUCGCCCACGUCGCCUGCUGCUGCCGAUCUCAACCUGAAGAUCCAGUCGGUGAAAAACGUCUGGGAGAACAGCUUCUCGGCUGUCUUUGAUGGGAGUAUGACUAGUAGCACCUCUGCCUCUGCAACUGCCGACGCUGAAAAUUUAGACAGCAUCACAUCAACCACUUCAAGCAGUGCUCAAACCUUCAUGAACUUCACCUCCAGCAUGGAAUCAUCCACCAGUAUCUAUGGCAACAUCUCAAACAGCUCUGACGUUACCAACGACAACACCAACACCUCACAGGCGUUGUCAAAUUCACCACAACCUUUCAUGAGUUUUACAAACGGGAUGGAGGUGCCUGCUUCGUCGGAUAAUCAGUCAAAAGCUGUAUCGAUGGUCAGUCUAGAUACGUCUGUUCAGGAUUCAUUGGAGCACCUGACCCCAUCGCCUCGUGGACAUUCACAAGAGCUACAUGCAGAUGCCAACGUGUUUAUUGUCUCUGGUACGGUCCCAAGUACCCUGACGACAUCGACGCCCGCGUUUGUCCCAAAAGCCUCCCAGUCGGAACCCACAAAUGUAUGUAAGGUUAAACCCCAACAACACCAGCACUAUACCUCCUCUCAGACAUCCCAUUUCAACCCAAUGGGCUCGUCAAGCAUGUCCGGUCUCUCCGGCAUGUCGAACAUCUCGAGCAUUGCAGGAAGUAUAGCUGGCAUGUCGAACAUCUCAAGUUUAUCUGGGAUGUCAACCCUGUCAGGAAUGUCAGGUUUGACUACAAUGUCAAGCAUGUCUGGUAUGGGUGUCUCCACUAUCCCGAGCCCUCCGGUUAUGUUGCCUUCGUCACAGUACCAACCAUUCAUGGGGACAUCGCAGCUUAUCACACAAGAAACCAGGUACUCCCAGCCCAACUAUGGCUACUCACUGAACCAGAACACUGCUCCCAUGGGCCAGCCAACCUACACCCAACCAAGCCUGUUCCUGCAGACCGCGCCAGCAGCGCAGUCACAGACCGACCUCUAUCAGCAGUCAUCUCAACUACCCACAUACCGCAGCCAACCAUAUGGGCAGACCCCUCAGAGUACCAUCAUGGUUUCAUCAGCGACAAACUCACUGAUGUCGGCGACGAUCAAACCCCCAAAUCAGACACCAACAUUUGGUAUUUCAAGUGGUGCCCAGAAACCAAGCUCCUUACAGUUCAACCCAACUGUUGGAAACCCGUCGAUGCAGCCAAGCCAAUUGUUUGUGUACGAUGCCAGUCAACUGAUUGGAACCAAUCAGCUCCUUGGAAGCAGCCAGAACCCGAGCCAGAAUGUAGGGAGCUCCCAGGUCAUCGGGUCUCAUCUUGUUCAGCAACAGAGGCCAGUCCAGAAUGUGCAAACAGUUCAGACUCCAACAACAAACUAUUAUCAGCCUCAGCAGCCCCUGCAGCAGACGGGCUUCUACCAGCAAUCCCAACUCCAGGGCGGACUCCAGCAGGUCACAACACCAACCCAGUACAGCAUCCAGAGCUUUGGAACCCAGCCUAGCCUUGGGUUGCAGCUCCAGCAGUCAGGCCAGGGGCUGAAUCUGCAGACGAUUAGCAAGCCUGUGCAGUAUAGACCUGCCCAGCAGGAACAGACAAUGCAGUCUUCUCAGACCAAACAGUACUCGGCCUCACAGUUACGUUCACCCCCUCAGAGCAUGCCACCAUCCAACAACUUCUACCCGACGCCAGGGGCACCAGCUCAGAGUCAAAUGAACAAACAACCCAAGGAACCAGUGAGCGUGACAGUGAAGGCGAGCAUCAGUAAGCCAACCAUUAACAAGCUGCCCUCGCACCACCAGCAGCAGCAGCAGCAGCAGCAGCAGCCUCAGCCGUCUCACUCUCAACCCCAGCAGCCACAAUAUGGCGGGCACAAGAUGAACACUACAAUGGUGGGACAUCCGAUGCAGCCUGGUCCAGUAAUGAGGCCGACUCUGAUGAUGCAGAAUAUGAUGAGUGCCCCUCGGGCCACUCACCAGUCCCGCUUCCCUCCACCAGGCCAGACGGUACAGCAGCAACAGCAAGCUCUUAACCAGCCUCUGCAACAGUCAAACAUGCAGACCAUCAUGAUGCCUCGCCAUCAGACUCAGAGAUCUGCUGCCGUGACAAUAAAAGCUCCUCCAUCAACUACUCCUUCUAGCAGCAGUUCAUCAUCUGGUCCUAGUGCUGCAUUCCGGGCUGCACAGGCUAAGCAACGGGCUGAAUUACUCGCACAUGCAAAGGGUUUCUUGAACCCUGAGAACAAGGAGAAAGCAAGCCAGGAAGUUAAAUCUAACGGAACCUUGGCCGAUUCGAAAUCGGACGAAUCAAUUGAAAAGGGCGAGGAUGGGAAGUAGAUAGAAAUAAGAGUCGAUGAUAAUUUGGUGAUCAACUUGGGAUAUGAAUGGUUAGCAGCCUGUCUUUGUGACUUUGCGACAAACAGCCCUGAAACUUACAGAUUUGAGCAAUUCGAUAGGAUGCUUUUAAUGAUUUGGCAAAGAGAACUUGUCAGGUUGAAAAACUUUUAAGAUGCUGAAAUGGCAGAAGUUAGAAGCCUAUGUUUCUGUAAACUGACUGGUCUCAACGUUUUUACCAUGAGAAGAAAAACAAGAUUUCCUGCUCAAUUUUUUACCAAAACAUUUUGUAAUAUCAGACAAUUCCGACAACUUGCUGGAAUUGAUCUCACGAUUGAUGCAUGAAUAACCUGUAUAUAACCAUGGAAACUCAACCUUGUCCCAAGGGCUCAGUUGUACUUGCUUUCCAGGUUGUAUGACUGUUCCUUACAUGUUAAGCAAGUGACAACUUGGGACUAAGUUGAGAAUUCUGAUUGCAUUGUGGUCUUAAUCUGUCGGUUUUAAAGAAUGAAUAUCAAUUGGCAUAUUUUCUAUGUUCUGUACUAUAUUGCUGUUUUAUUUAUUAAGAAAUCUUUGCUUCGUGGUAAGUCUUAACUUUCCGAACAUUUACUAAUUCAGUUAAAUCUGUAGGUAUAGGUACUUAAUUUGCUUGUGUAUGACACAGUAUGGCAUCUGACAUAACAUGUACCCAGUGAUAAUAAUCUCAUCACUGAGUCAGUAUGUAUAUACUUCAGCCCAAAAAAAUUAUUUAUUAUUUUGCCUGAUCAUGAAGGUUGUGUUUCCUUUGACGCAGCCAAGCAGGUAGUGGCAUGUCACACAUAGGCCUAUUACAGGGACAAAUUAGGCGUUUUGUACUUGUUCCCCUGAGCCACCUAAAUUGUGUCUACAUAGUAUAUUCAUCUGCAGUAAACUGUCCAGGAGUGAAGGAAAAAAACUGUCAUCUUUUAGCCCCCUAAGCUGUGUAGGCUUUUUGCUGGAUGAGCAGUGUUACAUUUGAUAGCUUACUGCCGAUUGCCUCCGCUUGGCUUCCUAGUAAGUUGCCUUAUAUGCUUUUAAAAAUUAGGCUGCGCUAUUGUGCUUCUAAAGCACUCCCAUAAGUUUGUCAUUUACAUGUAGGCUUAGUUGGUGACCUAAACUCGGCAGAAUCAUUGUUUUUUUUGCAUUGUACAAUGUAAAUACAAUUUGACUAGCAUCGAAAAAUUUUGUGUACGAUGUAGCUUUGUGGUGAAGUACAUGUAGGGACAUUUCUAUCUAUAGAUAUAGGACCUAGUCGCAUGACAUUUUAAUGGAUUGUACGCAAGUAGUUGUGGGUGAUUUAACCGUGCUGCUGUUGCCUUGGUCAUUUCAAUGUAAUGCACCACAUAUCAAAGGAGCUGAAGUUGGGUUGUUUCAGGACAGCGUGACAAUACAUAGUAUAUGUGCUCCUCUUGUCAAGUUUUCUGGAAAACCUGAUCGUGAGUUGUACAUGGGGUAUAAUUCAGGAUGGAAUGAAGAUGAAAAUAUUCGGAUUGGAGGAAACUGAAGUCUUUAAGAGCUAUUGCAUUGAAGUGAAACUUGGUAACAUUUUACACUGCUUCAAUAAACAUAUAACCUAUUUGUAUCUUUUUUCACCAAAUAAGGCCAACUGGAAUCGAUUGUAUUUCAAUUGGUGGUCACAGAAGCUGACAUAAUAUGCUGUAGUCUUACUAAGUGCUACUAUCAUAGGAAAAUAUCAAUGCUUUGUCAUAAGAUCAGUUGUAUAAUAAGGAACCAUAAACAUUGUCACAAGCCAUUUAUAUAAAAUGGUUUUAUGAAUAGUUUGUAGAGAUUGUCACAUUCUGUAGUCAUUGCACAUUCAUCAUUACCGAUCAUUGCGCAAUCAUCACUGUAGAUUAUUGCGCAAUUGUCAUUGUAGAUUAUUACAUUAUCAAUCUGUCAUCAUUGUAUGUUUCCCCUUCAGUGUAUAUAAAUAUGGGAUGCAUUUAAGAUGUAAAUAUUGUACAGUAACGACUCGCCGUCUUCACGCAACCCCUUGGAAUAUUUGUAGCCGAACCUCACAAUGCUUUUAAUACCAUGAUUGUAAAUUAUUCAAAUCUGUACAUCGUGUGCUACGGGUCAAUUUUCAAGCACGUCUCAAAAUUAAAUCAAAUUAAAUUUUGAGAAAUGCUGCGUGCGUAUCUCGAAUACUUGAGGCUUGUGUGUCUCCAGAGUCAUGAACUUCAAAGCAUGCUUAAAAAUGUACCUCAGAUUUUGCGCAUGCUGACAUGUAUAUCUGCAGGGAAGCAUGUUUGAAAUGAAACACAUCAUAAUGUCGCCGUGACAACAGGACAUGUCUAAACGAGGCAUACUGGAACCAAACUCAUUAUGAGAAAAGUGAAAAAUUAACUGCGCAUGUGUACAUGAAAUAGGACAUGAAUAAAGCAGUGUACUAAAUGAUGGAUUGUUAAACGAGGUAUGCUGAGCUACAUAGCCAUCUCUCUUCGGUGAGGUGUAGAAUCCUCAAACAGUGAGGCGUACUGUGCAAAACGCAUUGAUCUUGCAAACCAUGUUAUAUACCAUGGCGAAACAAAUUUAACUUGUUGUUUGAAUUUGAAUUAUCAGAUGGAAUUAUUAGGAGUGUCCACAGCAGAGUGGUAAUGUUUAAAUGCUGAUUCAAAAUGACUGAGUUGGUGAGUGUAUGAUAUUUGAAGGUUAGCUCAGUUGUUAAUGAGAAGGGUAGAGAUUUUUCAGGGCGGCUCAGACCCCCUGAAGGAAGACAUUUGUUUGGCAAGGUCUCAGGGCCUUGUGGCUUGUAGCAUGGAUAUCUAAAGAGUACGUGAUGAAAAGGCCAGUGAUGGACCUAGAGCUUGGCUAGAUAGGAUUGUGGGAAAAUCCACAAAAAAAGCAAGGAGGGUGAACAAAACCCUAGGUUGGUAACAUUAACCGACAGGUAUUGAAAGAAGAUUUCAUUCCGACGAAAGAAUUGAAAAUCUAUGUAAUCGAGGUAAAUUGUUAUGAUAUCUUAAAGCUAGAUUUAUGCUGCAACAUAACCAGGAUUAAAAUCAACGAGUUUUAUCGUAAAACUUUGUUUGGAUAGAAAACUACAAAAGAAGCAGUAGAGUGGUGAUUCUGUGUGAAGUGAAAUUGAUGACGGUGCAGAGCUUCUGUAGCUCCUGAAGCCUUGAGGCUGGCACAUCAUGUGCUGUGGAUGGCACCUAACAUCACCACGGCAAGCACCUUGUGUGCUCAAACAGCCACUGAAUAGUAGGCUGCUGCCCAAACAGUCACAGAACUGUAUGAUUAUGACAAAAAGGCUGGAAUCUGUUCCGCCUGGCCCCAUAUGAACGCAUAAAAGCUAGUCCAUUUUGUAACCUAGAGAACCACUUGGAGAAAAUAACCGUGUGCACAAAAUUUGGUUCAAAAAAGAUGACUGGACGGCAGCACUUGAAUUUACAAAUAGAAGUUGUUUUGCCAGAAGUCCGUCGCUUAGCAAUGACUGCUAUACCCAGUGAGGUGCACCAAAUGCAAAAUAAUGUGUGACUGUGCAAAUGGUGAAGUAUUGUCUUGUGGGUACGUGCAAGUAUAUAAAGUAUAGGUGGCUGUGCUUAGGUAAAUGCUGCUCUAACUGGCUGGCUAUGCAACUGUGGAUUGAAACAAAUUCAAGCAGGUUAAGCUGAAGGUUAGGUGUUGUUAGGCAGUUAAAAAAGGUGCAACUCAUUUGGGAAUCUAACAAGCAUGCAUCAAGUUAGAGGAGAGGGUGACAUGCGCAAGGUUGAUAUUGUUGCUUACUCUAGGUUACAAGGGUAGUUAAAAUGGAUCAGGGACUAAGCCACGGCGUUGGAAACAUUGGCCCUGAAACUCGGUGAUUACGACAAAAUGAAGAAUUCUUUGCAGCUCCUCCAGAACCUUGUGAGGAGUCUUAGAAAUGCCCUCUGAAAACCUUGUACCCAUUAAAUGAGAGAAAUGUGGCUGAAAUCGUUAUGGUUGCCUUUCAAUGCCCCUGGGAGGCACCUGGCGUUAAAUAAAAACUUAAACAUUCCGAGGAAAUGGAUUAAGAUGAACCUGAGAAUAUGUCCAGGGAGUGACAUGGUUCAAAUAAGAGCCACAGGUCAAGGUUUGACGAGCGGUCCAGGGAGAAGUCCCCAGAAUGAAUUAGCAAGAUCGUGGUCCUCGCCAUAAGCAUCUGUGUAACUUAUAAUAUGGUAUGUGAAUGCCUACUUCAAUUUCUUUAAGAUUUUACAUUUUACUUUAUUUGCUGGUGUGGUCGUUAAUGCCCCGACGAUCAUGCUGGUACACUUCCGUUGACUUUAAACACGCACCGGUUGCCCCCUGGGAAGUGUUAAAAGUCGCGGUGUUCAAUUCACGUUUACACACAUUUGUCAACUGUAGUAUGAGUGAAUUUUUAAUAUGACGUUUUGAGUUCUAAAAGGAUGUUGAUAACACCUACAAAAUAUUGUCUUGGCAGAAUGGUGAACAUUUUGUUGACAGCCGUUCUACGGUUGUCUAGUUUGUCUCAAAGACACUAGGUGUCCUACCUUGUUUGGGAGGUUACAAUAUGAGAAAUCAACUCCUAUGUCCUGUUAGCUUGAUGUAGUUGAACCAGGAACAGUGUUGUCCGAGAUAAACUCAUUACGGUGAAA
This is a messenger RNA of Lineus longissimus, 13754 nucleotides long. Its product is annotated as protein PRRC2C-like. Bases 193 to 9159 code for a protein of 2988 amino acids. NCBI's taxonomy places the organism in Eukaryota, Metazoa, Nemertea, Pilidiophora, Heteronemertea, Lineidae. The transcript is spliced from 29 exons. The record is from RefSeq and is a predicted model, not a curated record. Gene Ontology annotation, biological process: cell differentiation.